UCAAUGUAUAGGCUUAGAAAAACUAAACUGAAAGCGGUAUUGGUAUGGGAAAAUGGGAUGGGUUUGUUGCAUUUCGUAUGUUUUCUUAGCCUUUCUGUGUUUUUUCUGCAAUCUUGGAUUGAGCGCCGACAGUCUCAGACCCGGCGAAUCUGUUACUCGAAACCGGACCUUAGUCUCCGCCGGCGGGAACUUCGCGUUAGGAUUCUUCCGCCCCGGAAACUCUUCUUCUUCCUUUCUGGGGAUAUGGUAUAACAGCAACAACAACACUGUGAUCUGGGUCGCUAACAGAGAAUCUCCCCUGCCUCAAGAUUCUGAACCCGUUUUCACACUGGGAUAUGAUGGGAAUUUGCAGCUUUUGGACGGCGGCGGAAGAAAUAUUAUAUGGUCAACGAAUAUCUCAGGCGGCGGAUCCACGGCCGCCCAACUGCAAGAUACGGGAGAUCUUGUUGUGAAGCAGGGUGAGAGCAUUGUUUGGGAAAGCUUUGAUGGGGACAGCGAUACAUUAAUGCCGGGGAUGAGGCUAAAGGUAAACAAGAAAACUGGAAAACGGAACUUACUCAGAUCUUGGAUAGGCAGUGAUGAUCCCCGGCCAGGGAAAUUCUCGUGGGCAAUGGAUCCUAAAGGAUCUUCCCAGUUUUUUAUUUGGAAAGAAGGUAAACCUUAUUAUAGGAGCAUCACGUUACAGCUAGGAUUUACUUACAGUGCUUAUUUUCCCUCAGGGGGAUAUGCAUAUUACUCUUAUACUACAGAAAAUGAUGAAGUCUAUUUCAGCUAUGGAUAUGCUAACACCUUAAUUCAAGCAAGGUUCACCUUGACUCCGGAAGGUCGAAUUCAGUUUCUGUUGAGGCAAAAAGCAAGUGAUGAAUGGCCGAAACUGUGGGAGGUGCCAGCCACUGACUGUGAAUUAUAUGCACGCUGUGGUUCAUUUGGAAGCUGUGAGAGAUUCGAUUCCCACUCGGUUUGCAGUUGCUUGGAAGGGUUUAAACCGAAAUCUCAGAAAGAUUGGGAUAAGGGGAAGUAUGAUGCAGGGUGUGAGAGGAGUAUAGCCUUGGGGUGUGGAGAAGCUGAUACAUUUAUGAGGCUGCCGAUGAUGAAAUGGCCUGACCAUUCAUCUUCACUGGGAAAUAUGACAUUUCAGGAAUGUCAAAUGGAGUGUUCUAAGAACUGCUCGUGCACCGCUUUUGCGUAUGCAAAUAUCACUUCUAACUCUGCAGUGAAUUGCAUAAACUGGUUUGGCGACUUAGUUGAUUUGGGACAUAACUAUUCAUCUGGAGGUUUCGGCCAAGAUCUUUAUGUUCGUGUUCAUUCAUCUGAGCUAAAUGGGAGCAGUGGAAAUGAUCAUUCAUCUCACAAGAACAAACGUCGCCUUGUUGCAAUAAUAGUUGCCUCAGUCUCUGCAUUCUUUCUUAUUUGUGUUUUGGUGUAUAUCCUCACCUGUGGAAGAAAAGGUUGGGUUUGUAAAAGGGCUUCAGUACGUGUCAACUGCAACCCUUCUGGAAAAAGAAGAUAUAGAGUUGUUACACCUCAGUUUGCGAAGAAUAAUUGAUGCUACAAACAACUUUCAUGAAACGAACAAACUUGGAGAGGGCGGUUUUGGUCCUGUUUAUAAGGUGACCAUUUCAUGAUUUUUAAUUUCUUUAGGUUGGAAUAUAAGGUUGUGUUAUA
Molecule: messenger RNA, 1665 nt
Organism: Ipomoea triloba (trilobed morning glory)
Lineage: Eukaryota; Viridiplantae; Streptophyta; Magnoliopsida; Solanales; Convolvulaceae
Product: S-locus-specific glycoprotein S6-like
Exons: 3
Coding region: 53-1546 (497 amino acids)
Biological process (GO): recognition of pollen
Source: RefSeq, a predicted model, not a curated record